GGCUGCCCUGCGCACCAGGCUGCAGUCUUGCACUGGCAGACCAGCUGGGGCCUGGACAGCACACAGGUCAAUCGAAUCGAGGCGAGGCAGCGCUUUGCUGCUUUGCGUCACAGGCGUCCUUCUUGCGGACCCGAGGAAGCAGGAAGGAAAGGGUGUCUGGGAAAGAGGCCAUUACAUCCCUGCGAAAGCCUGCGUCAAAGAUAAGGACUGUAGACAAUUGCUCAAGAAACGGGAAUACACUCCGCUGUGUCAGGACACUUGAUCAGACGGGGAGUCCCUCACAGGAGUUUUCGCAGAGCAGAUUGCAUCUUGGUUGCAAAGUGACCCUGAGUUCCAAGGAUGUCGUCUUUUCGAAAGUAUGCCGGAAAGGCAAAAGACGCAACAUCUGUCAGUUUGGCGAAGGCUGGCAGCGGCAACUACAAGGAUCUGGAUGUUGCUGUGGUAAAAGCAACCAACCACAUUGAGUCACCUCCAAAGGAAAAGCACGUACGAACAAUACUGGCCGCAACAUCUGCUGCCAGGCCACGGGCGGACAUCGCAUACCUCAUCAAUGCAAUUGCGAAGCGGUUAUCCAAGACGCACAACUGGGCGGUCGCUCUGAAGACAUUGAUGGUGAUCCACAGAUGUCUGCGAGAAGGAGACCCUACUUUCCGCGAGGAGCUUAUCAACUUUUCUCGAAGCCGUAACCACCUCCUAAAUAUGUCUCACUUCAAGGACGAGUCCAGUCCCCCAGCUUGGGACUACUCUGCAUGGGUACGAGUGUAUGCGCUCUUCUUGGAGGAAAGGUUGGAGUGCUUCCGGGUACUGAAGUACGACGUGGAAGCUGAGCGUUCGUCGGGCCAUAGUAAGACCCGAGAGCUAGAUACUCCAGAUCUCCUGGAACAGCUUCCGGCCCUGCAGCAGACCCUCUACAGGCUGCUCAACUGUCAGCCUGAAGGGGCUGCAACUUCAAACUUCGUAAUCGAGGCUGCUCUUGGAUUGGUUUUGAAAGAGAGUUUCAAGCUCUACAGAGCAAUCAAUGAUGGCAUCAUCAAUCUGGUGGACAAGUUCUUCGACAUGCAACGGCAUGAUGCAAUCAAGGCUCUAGAGGUUUACAAGCUGGCUGGAAAGCAGGCAGAAAGACUGGCGGAGUUCUAUGAGUCGUGCAAAACCCUCGCCCUUGGACGGAGCUUCCAAUUCCCCACUCUCGAGCAGCCGCCCACCUCUUUCCUGUCUACGAUGGAAGAGUACGUUCGGGAUGCUCCCCGUGCUGAGCAAAUGCCUCGGGAAGUCUCGGAUGGCUACGAGGAGGGUCCUCGGUCAUAUGGUGGGGUUUCGAGAGGGGCAGCCGGGAAGCAGGAGCAGGAGGCGUUCCGAGAGCCGGUCCCCAAGCCGGGGCAGCGCGGUGGACCUCCUGCACCACUGCCAGUUGAAGAGCAGCCAGACUUCUUGGGAAUUACGGCCACAGCAAGCCCGGAGCAUGGCAACGCCCUGGAUGAGUCCAACGCACUUGCUCUGGCAAUUGUGCCGAGUGGUCCCACAAGCAAUGGAGGGGUGGCCCCAGCAAGCAACGGUUUUGAUUCAGCCGGCGCUAGCGGUUGGGAGCUUGCAAUUGUUCCCACUCAGGACUCGAAUUCUCAAAAGGUUGGCAACUUCGAUAAGCUGACCCUGGAUAGCCUCUAUGAGGACGCACUGACGAGGCGGUCUCCUUACACAACACCCCCUGGGAGCUACAACAGCGCAGGGAGUUACAACGGCCCCGUCUCCAGCAACCCUUUCGCUCCAGUUGCUGCACAGUCGGAUCCGUUUGCAGCCUCCUCGAAGUUUGCGCCACCUCCAUCCGUUCAAAUGGCACAGAUGCGACAGCAGCAGGCGGUCCUGUAUCAGCAGCAGCAAGUUUCGCAGCAAGGUUAUGGCUAUGGGGCACAGCCGCAGGCUGGGUACGCCCAGCCGCAGAUUGCUGCCAAUCCGUUCGGCAAUCCUUACCAGGCACAACCACCUGCACAAGCGUACAACAGCAACCCUUUUGGCAAUCCUGCCUUUUAGACGAUGCAGGUUCGGAGGUACUGUGAACUUGGUUUUAGUGUGCUCGUCAGGAGUUCGAAAUGCCCCGAAAUGUUUGGCUAUGCAAGUCUAGUAUACCGACUAGAUCUUGGGGAGGGAUAUCUAGUGGAGCUUGGAGGAUUCUAAGCUGGCAUUGCAGAAGGGUUUGGACUGAGCACUAUCACAUUCCUAUUGAAAGAGUUGACUUGAGACUCGAGCAUACAUUGUCUUCAACUAAAGGUAGCCACGAUAAGGAACUCCUACCCUGCUAAAGAUGGAUUGUUAUCAUCUUUGCUAGCACCAACAUGUUUUGUGCGAUGUUUUCGGGGGGCUGACAACUCCGCGCCCAAUGAUCCCCUGAUCUCGUAUAGACCGAGUUGGGAUGUGCCCCUUGC
Molecule: messenger RNA, 2417 nt
Organism: Klebsormidium nitens
Lineage: Eukaryota; Viridiplantae; Streptophyta; Klebsormidiophyceae; Klebsormidiales; Klebsormidiaceae
Source: the annotation of a GenBank genome assembly